Messenger RNA from Mangifera indica (mango), 743 nucleotides. RefSeq names its product bidirectional sugar transporter SWEET6a-like. Gene Ontology annotation, cellular component: membrane. Bases 1 to 720 code for a protein of 239 amino acids. The record is from RefSeq and is a predicted model, not a curated record. The transcript is spliced from 6 exons. Lineage: Eukaryota; Viridiplantae; Streptophyta; Magnoliopsida; Sapindales; Anacardiaceae. Gene Ontology annotation, molecular function: sugar transmembrane transporter activity. Gene Ontology annotation, biological process: carbohydrate transport.
AUGGUUAAUGCUGAAACUGCUCGCAAUAUCGUCGGCAUCAUUGGAAAUGUUAUCUCCUUCGGCCUCUUCCUCUCGCCAUCUCCAACUUUUUGGAGAAUAAUUAAGAGGAAAUCAGUGGAGGAGUUUCAGCCCUAUGCAUAUAUCGCAACAUGUAUGAAUUGCAUGUUUUGGAUGCUUUAUGGUCUUCCAUUUGUUCAUCCUGACAGCACUCUCGUCAUCACCAUCAACGCCAUUGGCCUUGUGAUGGAGUUGAUAUAUUUAUCAAUAUUCUGUUACUACGACCAUCAGAACAAAGGAAGGAAGAAGGCGGCGAUUGGACUUUCUGGGGAAGUGGUUUUUGUAUUGAUAAUAUCUGUAAUUACAAUGGUGGCUUUUCACACCCAUGAAAGCAGGUCAUUUUUUGUGGGAAUUAUCUGCGAUGUCUUCAACAUUAUCAUGUAUGCUUCACCACUCACCAUUGUGAGAAAAGUUAUAAGAACAAAGAGCGUAGAGUACAUGCCAUUCUAUCUCUCACUUGCCGGUUUCACUAAUGGCUGUAUCUGGGCUGCUUAUGCCCUCAUCAAGCUGGAUUAUUUUAUUCUGAUAAGCAAUGGCCUUGGAGCACUGUUCAGUCUUCUGCAACUUAUUAUAUAUGGCGUGUACUAUAGAUCAACGCCUAGAAAGGGCCAAGAUAUCGAAAAGCGGCCGGAGGUUCAGCUCUCUACAGCUCCCACGGGUUAAAUUAAUCUAUCAUGCUGAUUUUU